UUAACCUUGACUGCUAGUCAAGUGACGAUGGGAGAUGAUGAUUAGAAAUGUUGUUAUUUUUGUCAGCAAAACAUGGAGAAAAAAAGAGAGUCAAAGCCAUCAGGUGCACAAUUUUGAAAGAAGAGGUAAAAGAUAAAGGUAUAGUUGCAAAAAAAAAAAUAAAAACAAACUAACCCACACAUUAAACAUUAUAAUUGGGCCAGCCAGAAGCUUCUAAAUUAUUAUUAAAAAACUAACACUGAUACAUUAGGCUUUGUCAAUGCUGUCGUUGCAGCGCCUUAACAGGAAACGGGACCAGGAGCAAGACCAAGCACCACACCUCAAAUCAACUCGAUGUAACAAGAGCACUCUGCUGUUUCUGAAGCUGCUGAGAUGAAGUCAAAGACAAUGCUUCUGCUUGUCCUCCUGGUUCUGGUGCAGAGCCCUUCCCAGGGCCGUGUCGUCUCCAGAUGUGAGCUCAAAACAAUACUUGAGAAGUCUAUCGUGCUACCCGAAGGGCUUCAAAUGUUCAAAAAAAAUAUCCUGUCAGUCGUAUUGUGUGAAGUGGAGAGGGCGUCCCUGCUUAACACUAGCCUGGUCAGGACUGUCCCUACCAUGCCAGUAAUCACUCAACCAACAACCACCAUAAGACCCCCUGAACCACCAGCAACCAACAGUACAAGACCCUCUGAACCACCGACAACCACCACCAUAAGACCACCUGAACCACCAACAACCAACAGUACAACUCCCCCUGAACCACUGACAACCACUACCACAAGACCCCCUGAACCACCCACAACCACCACCAUAAGACCACCUGAACCGCCAACAACCAACAGUACAAGACCCCCUGAACCACCGACAACCAACAGUACAAGACCCCCUGAACCACCAACAACCAACAGUACAAGACCCCCUGAACCACCGACAACCAACAGUACAAGCCCCCCUGAACCACCAACAACCAACAGUAUAAGACCCCCUGAACCACCAACAACCAACAGUACAAUACCCCCUGAACCACCGACAACCACCACCAUAAGACCCCCUGAACCACCAACAACCAACAGUACAAGACCCUCUGAACCACCAACAACCAACAGUACAAGACCCCCUGAACCACCGACAACCACCACCAUAAGACCCCCUGAACCACCGACAACAACCACCAUAAGACCCCCUGAACCACCGACAACCAACAGUACAAGACCCACUGAACCACCAACAACCACCACCAUAAGACCCCCUGAACCACCAACAACCAACAGUACAAGACCCCCUGAACCACCGACAACCAACAGUACAAGACCCCCUGAACCACCAACAACCAACAGUACAAGCCCCCCUGAACCACCGACAACCACCACCAUAAGACCCCCUGAACCACCAACAACCAACAGUACAAGACCCCCUGAACCACCAACAACCAACAGUACAAGACCCCCUGAACCACCAACAACCAACAGUACAAGACCCCCUGAACCACCAACAACCAACAGUAUAAGACCCACUGAACCACCAACAACCAACAGUACAAUACCCCCUGAACCACCAACAACCACCACCAUAAGACCCACUGAACCACCAACAACCACCACCAUAAGACCCACAGAACCACCGACAACCACCACUGCAAGACCCACUGAACCACCGACAACCACCACUGCAAGACCCCCAGAACCACUUACAACCACCACCAUAAGACCCCCUGAACCACCAACAACCAACAGUACAAGACCCCCUGAACCACCAACAACCAACAAUACAAGACCCCCUGAACCACCGACAACCACCACCAUAAGACCACCUGAACCACCAACAACCAACAGUACAAGACCCCCUGAACCACCAACAACCACCACCAUAAGACCCCCUGAACCUCCAACAACCACCACGAUAAGACCACCUGAACCAUUGACAACCACCACUGCAAGAUCCACUGAACCACCGACAACCACCACUACAAGACCCACUGAACCACCGACAACCACCACUGCAAGACCCACUGAACCACCGACAACCACCACUGCAAGACCCACUGAACCACCGACAACCACCACUGCAAUACCCACUGAACCACCGACAACCACCACUGCAAGACCCACUGAACCACCGACAACCACCACUGCAAGACCCACUGAACCACCGACAACCACCACUGCAAGACCCACUGAACCACCGACAACCACCACUACAAGACCCACUGAACCACCAACAACCACCACCAUAAGACCCCCUGAACCACCAACAACCACCACCAUAAGACCACCUGAACCACCGACAACCACCACUGCAAGACCCACUGAACCACCGACAACCACCACUACAAGACCCACUGAACCACCGACAACCACCACUGCAAGACCCACUGAACCACCGACAACCACCACUGCAAGACCCACUGAGCCACCGACAACCACCAAUACAAGACCCACUGAACAACUGACAACUACCACUGCAAGACCCACUGAACCACUGACAACCACCACUGCAAGACCCACUGAGCCACUGACAACCACCACGGCAAGACCCACUGAGCCACUGACAACCACCACUGCACCACCAACAAUCAACACUCGAAGACCUGCAUCAAUAACCAUAAGGCCCUCUGAACUGGCAACCAAUGCUGCAAUACCCGCUGCAUCAAAAACCAUUCCAAUAGGAACUCCAGAACCGUCAACCAAAGUUACAAGACCCCCCGAAAAAACAACUACUCUCAUAAGACCCCCUGCCCUGUCAACCAUUUCGACAAGACUCCCUAAAACGACUACUACCGCUGGAUUCCCUGGAUUUGCACCCAAUCAGUUUCCCAACGCCAACCUGACCGACAUGUUACGGCAGAUGGAGCUGGCAGCGCUGGAGAAGCACGUGGAUGAAAUGUGGGGGAAUAAAAAAGGGACCCGUCAAAAGCGCCAGUCCAGAGACAGGAACCGGGACGAGAAGCCGUCUUAUUAUGGACUCUUCCAGCUGUCUGACUCCUUUUUCUGUGCCUCGAGUGAUUCUUCGCCAAACAACAUCUGCAUGACGCCGUGCAGUGCUUUCACGGAUAAUGACAUCAGAGAUGACGUUGAAUGCUUUGUGGCAACCCAGUACUGGAUGCAUAUUUUCAGGACAGCCAGCAGUGAGUGUUAUGAAGCCACCAACUUCCUAGAUGAAUGUUCCUAGCUGAGCUCACAUCCGGAAGGAUGACUCUUCAUUGCAAUUCAUGACUUCCUGUACUGUAUUUUCUUUCCUGACUCGUACAUUUUAUUUGUUCCUCUGCCUGCCAUGCAAUAAAAAUGCAGUCAUAAAUGCCUACUAGAAAAAAUCAAACCUCACAAAUCACUGGGUAAUAUUAUUACUGUCAUUAUAUGACAUGUAAGUGGAUGUGUGAUGAAUAAAGCGGCACAUUGUCGGCAGUCAUAUAUAUAUAUAAGACAGUAUUUACAUGACAGAAAAAAAUGAAUUUACA
Doryrhamphus excisus (bluestripe pipefish) is the source of this 3433-nucleotide messenger RNA. RefSeq lists its product as uncharacterized. NCBI's taxonomy places the organism in Eukaryota, Metazoa, Chordata, Actinopteri, Syngnathiformes, Syngnathidae. Gene Ontology annotation, molecular function: lysozyme activity. The record is from RefSeq and is a predicted model, not a curated record.